Messenger RNA from Lachnellula hyalina, 873 nucleotides. RefSeq names its product putative AAA domain-containing protein. The record is from RefSeq and is a predicted model, not a curated record. The annotation marks the transcript as partial. The transcript is spliced from 2 exons. NCBI's taxonomy places the organism in Eukaryota, Fungi, Ascomycota, Leotiomycetes, Helotiales, Lachnaceae.
AAUACAUUCUUCUACGACAUAUACGCCAACAAAAUCAUGGUCCCGCGAACCACUCAAAGGCCAACCCUUAGCCAGGCUUUAGAUAAGGAGAUAUAUCAGAUAGUUCGGAAGCUCGCCGAUGACCAGCAUUACGCUUCGGCGAAUAAGCUAACAGUCUCGACUGUUUACGAUUGGAUCAAGCAUUCAAACUCAAGUCUGAAGCGGCGGCCCAAGAAGUUACUUGAGAGCUGUAUCGAGCGUGUUCUUGACGUUCUUAAGAGUGAAGAGCUAGACGAUGCUGAUUCCUUAGAGGGCGAUUUCGAAGGUAUCGACGAUUCAGUACCGCCUCCAGUAAAGGACCACAAUAUUAUGAAUAGAAGCAUUGUCAGAAUGUGGGCAAACCCGACUUCAGCAAUCACCCCAAGAGAAAACAGUCCAAUGGAAUCAACCCCGACUGACCCAGUCCCAUCGAUGCCAAAUAGCGAAAUUAUGAAUUCCCCAGCCAAAGCAGACCGAAGCGCAACUGGAGAGCCUAAACCAAAACGUCGGAAGGGUGACCGAGGGCCAGUGAAGGAACUCGAUCGGAAACCACCAACCGGUGUUGCUUUGGAAGACCUUGGCGGCGUAGAUGAUGUUAUUCUAGCCUUGAAUGAAGCUGUUGCUAUGCCUAUGUAAGAGAUAUCCUUGUAGAAAGUUCCCUUUUCGGACAAGUGUCUACUCGAAAGAUUUCCUCCCCCCGGAAAGAUUGUUCCAUCCCCCAAAAUCACCACAUGAGGCAAGACUGACUCUGAGAUCUUGAUUGUAGGUGUUAUCCAAAAUUAUACCUACGAAGGGGUAUAGACCCUCCUCGAGGAGUGUUGCUUCAUGGUCCUCCUGGUUGUGGGAAGACUAUGA